AUGUACAGAUGUGUACAAGUGUCUCACCCUGGUGAUUACCGCCAAUGCAUUCUGUGGCGAGAGAACGACACGGAUGAAAUAAAAACAUAUAAAUUGAACACAGUCACCUAUGACACAAAGCCCGCUGCGUUCCUGGCUAUCCGUGCAAUGCAUCAACUUGCAAUCGAUGAAGAAGAGAAUUUUCCACUGGUUUCAAAAGUGGUUCCGCGUGACUUCUACGUAGAUGACAUGCUUUCCGGUGGCAAUUCCACAGCAGAGGUCGAAGAGAUAAGGCAUCAAGUGGCAGCUUUGCUUAAAAAGGGGGAAUUCUUGUUUCGCAAAUGGUGCUCCAACGAUCCACAUGCUCUACGAGAUGUUCCUACAGAAGACUGCAAAACUUUUGGGCUUACUUGGGAUCCCCAGAGUGACAAUUUCAUAUUUUCGUUUACCCCCAUUGAUGACUGCAAGGUGGUGACAAAGCAGUCCAUAUUGUCUUCGAUUGCCAGUCUUUACGAUCCGUUAGGUUUGAUUGGUCCAGUCAUUACAAAGGCAAAAAUGUUUAUGGAGCAUCUGUGGAAACUCAAUCUUCAAUGGGAUGAAAGCUUGCUUCAAUCGUUGUAUUCAUCAUGGAUUAAGUACAUUUCGAAAUUCGAUCUGACGCAUCGUUUCACAUUUCCACGGCAUAUUUCAAUGACUUCGUCAGUAUUGCAGAUUCAUGGUUUCUGCGAUGCCAGCUUGGCUUCCUACGGCGCAUGUGUCUAUGUGAGGUCCCAACUCAACAAUGUCAUUAAAUGUGAAUUGGUAUGCUCUAAGUCGACAGUUGUCCUAUUGAAGACGCUCCGCUCUGUACCAAAGCUCGAACUUUCAGCUGCAUUCCUUCUAGCUGAGUUGAUUGAUACCGUUGUGAAAUAUCUGGCGUUUCACUCUGAAUUUGUGACCAAAGAAAUAUAUUUUGAAUUUAUUGAAAAUAAAAGAGAAUCUUCAUUGAAACCACCACUGCUCUUCAAUAUUCUAACGGUCUGCUCAAAUGAUUGGCACAACUAG
Stomoxys calcitrans (stable fly) is the source of this 1023-nucleotide messenger RNA. RefSeq lists its product as uncharacterized. Bases 1 to 1023 code for a protein of 340 amino acids. The transcript has 2 exons. The record is from RefSeq and is a predicted model, not a curated record. NCBI's taxonomy places the organism in Eukaryota, Metazoa, Arthropoda, Insecta, Diptera, Muscidae.